AGCUCUCAAAAUGGACUCGUGAACUUCUACAAUGAGCCUGUAAAUGACGGUUCUGAUGAUCCGGUGUUGAUAGGAACUGAAGAAGGGGACAGCUCCACCGAUGAUGAGGAUGUCACAUAUGCCCAGUGUGCAGAGCCAGAUCCAACGGAAUUUCAUACAGAUCCUGAGACUUCAUGGGAAUUCCCAGCCCAACAGGAACUAAACAUGUUGAUUGCCCAGUAUGGCACCAGAUCAAGUCACAACUACAUUCCAAGUCAGCACAAGUACAACUUUCAGAAGGCUAUCAUUCAGACGGAGAGCUGCCACGUCAUGGCCUACAGUGAGUUGCUGGGCUGCCUCAUGGUGGCACAAGAAUCCUCCCGCCGCCCCGUUGUCCUCACUGGGUGUGGUGUGAAGAAGCUAGAUGUGGGCAAUAUGGAGAGCUCCCAAUACAUUCCCAUCCAUUCCAAACAGAUCCGUGGACUAGCCUUCAACUCGCGCUCUGAUGGCCUUCUCCUCUCCGCUGCUAUGGAUUGCACAGUAAAACUGACUAGCCUUCUGACAAACACCGUGGUGCAGACCUGCAAUGCCGAGCAGCCGUUAUGGAGCUGCUGCUGGUGCUCUGAUGACUUCAACUAUAUUUAUGCAGGUCUGAUUAGUGGUGUGAUGCUGGUGUAUGACCUGAGGAACAUGAGCAAAUACGUGGAGCAACUGAGCCCUCGAGGCCCUCGAUCUCCAUUGAUUUCUCUCUCCUACAUGCCUCGUGCUGCCUCGGAGGUCUUCCCUUGCGGAGGAGUGCUGGCGGGGAGCCUGAGAGGAGCGUACUUUUGGGAGAUGAAGGAUGCCAAGUACACGCCACACUUGCUGCCCCUGGAGUCCGGGGGAUGUACUGAUAUCCAGAUAGAGAGCAGCACACGGCAGUGCCUGGUCACCUACCGGCCAGAUCAGACCCAUAACUACAUGCGCUCUGUGAUGAUGAAAUUCACCAGCAACCGCCUGGCAGACUCUGCAGAUAGGUACAAAUGUUCUUGUUCCCCAGUACAGACCUUCAACAUGGGGAACACCUGUAAACAUCUAACCAAGAAUGCCAUAUUCCCGAUUUAUAUUCCCGAUCCAGACAAAAAUGACGGUAUACUAGUGUGUGCUGGAGACGAAUCCUCCAACUCGGCCAUGCUUUGGCAUUCCAGGAGUGGCAGCCUCAUCCAGAAACUACAAGCCGACGAGCCGGUGUUGGACAUUUGCCCCAUGAAGGUGAACCAGACCAGCUUGCUGGCCACCCUGACAGAAAAGAAGGUGAAAAUCUAUCGAUGGGAAUAA
This is a messenger RNA of Staurois parvus, 1296 nucleotides long. NCBI's taxonomy places the organism in Eukaryota, Metazoa, Chordata, Amphibia, Anura, Ranidae. The record is from the annotation of a GenBank genome assembly.